Messenger RNA from Naegleria fowleri, 1175 nucleotides. RefSeq lists its product as uncharacterized. NCBI's taxonomy places the organism in Eukaryota, Heterolobosea, Eutetramitea, Acrasida, Naegleriidae. The transcript is spliced from 2 exons. The annotation marks the transcript as partial. The record is from RefSeq and is a predicted model, not a curated record.
AUGCUCGGGACUCUGCUGAAUAAAAAGGUAAAAAUAAAGCAGGGUUUGGGUUUGGGUUUGGGUUUGGGUUUGGGUUUGGGUUUGGGUUUGGGUUUGGGUUUGGGUUUGGGUUUGGGUUUGGGUUUGGGUUUGGGUUUGGGUUUGGGUUUGGGUUUGGGUUUGGGUUUGGGUUUGGGUUUGGGUUUGGGUUUGGGUUUGGGUUUGGGUUUGGGUUUGGGUUUGGGUUUGGGUUUGGGUUUGGGUUUGGGUUUGGGUUUGGGUUUGGGUUUGGGUUUGGGUUUGGGUUUGGGUUUGGGUUUGGGUUUGGGUUUGGGUUUGGGUUUGGGUUUGGGUUUGGGUUUGGGUUUGGGUUUGGGUUUGGGUUUGGGUUUGGGUUUGGGUUUGGGUUUGGGUUUGGGUUUGGGUUUGGGUUUGGGUUUGGGUUUGGGUUUGGGUUUGGGUUUGGGUUUGGGUUUGGGUUUGGGUUUGGGUUUGGGUUUGGGUUUGGGUUUGGGUUUGGGUUUGGGUUUGGGUUUGGGUUUGGGUUUGGGUUUGGGUUUGGGUUUGGGUUUGGGUUUGGGUUUGGGUUUGGGUUUGGGUUUGGGUUUGGGUUUGGGUUUGGGUUUGGGUUUGGGUUUGGGUUUGGGUUUGGGUUUGGGUUUGGGUUUGGGUUUGGGUUUGGGUUUGGGUUUGGGUUUGGGUUUGGGUUUGGGUUUGGGUUUGGGUUUGGGUUUGGGUUUGGGUUUGGGUUUGGGUUUGGGUUUGGGUUUGGGUUUGGGUUUGGGUUUGGGUUUGGGUUUGGGUUUGGGUUUGGGUUUGGGUUUGGGUUUGGGUUUGGGUUUGGGUUUGGGUUUGGGUUUGGGUUUGGGUUUGGGUUUGGGUUUGGGUUUGGGUUUGGGUUUGGGUUUGGGUUUGGGUUUGGGUUUGGGUUUGGGUUUGGGUUUGGGUUUGGGUUUGGGUUUGGGUUUGGGUUUGGGUUUGGGUUUGGGUUUGGGUUUGGGUUUGGGUUUGGGUUUGGGUUUGGGUUUGGGUUUGGGUUUGGGUUUGGGUUUGGGUUUGGGUUUGGGUUUGGGUUUGGGUUUGGGUUUGGGUUUGGGUUUGGGUUUGGGUUUGGGUUUGGGUUUGGGUUUGGGUUUGGGUUUGGGUUUGGGUUUGGGUUUGGGUUUGGGUUUGGGUUUGGGUUUGGGUUUGGGUUU